Messenger RNA from Aspergillus affinis, 828 nucleotides. Its product is annotated as short chain dehydrogenase/reductase family protein. The record is from RefSeq and is a predicted model, not a curated record. NCBI's taxonomy places the organism in Eukaryota, Fungi, Ascomycota, Eurotiomycetes, Eurotiales, Aspergillaceae. Gene Ontology annotation, molecular function: oxidoreductase activity, acting on the CH-OH group of donors, NAD or NADP as acceptor. Bases 1 to 828 code for a protein of 275 amino acids. The transcript has 5 exons.
AUGUCUACCGAACGCUGGAUUAUUCCCCGCAAAGGCCUAUACAUCGAUCCGAUAGUCAUUAUUAUUUGGGAAACCCUCCUCCAUUUCAUCUUUACCUUGAUUUGCCAAUAUUUGGUCCAAAGUGGCGGAGUUACGGUCGCGGCUCUCGCUAAAAGCCGGAAUAACUGGGUAGUAGACAAUACUUGGAACUGGAAGCAGGAAGUGGUAGUGGUAACUAGCGGGAGCGGUGGCAUUGGUGGGGUAGUGGCUCAGCGCCUUGCUGUAAUGAGGGCACAGGUGGUUGUGCUGGACAUCGCCCCUCUAGCCUACGAAUGUGGAAACUCCCGGAUCAUAUACCACGCAUGUGACCUGAGCGAAGAGAAAGAAAUCGCAGCCGCUUGCGAAAAGAUUAGAUCCCAAGUUAGCCAUCCGACCGUACUAAUCAACAAUGCCGGUCUGUCCCGCGGCCGUAAUGUGGUCGAAGCACCAUUCCUGCUCACGAAAGAAUUCCUCCCGGCCAUGAUCCGGCGGAUUCAUGGGAACAUCUUCAAUGUUGCCUCUAUGAGUGCCUUCAUCCCGCCGCCAGGAAUUGCGGACUAUACGGCUUCUAAAGCUGGAUUGAUUACGUUUUACGAGGCAGGCAUUAAGAAUAACUUCUCCCAGUCUGGGGUUACACGAGCUAAUUUUUCCGGUGUCUUUCUCAAGAGCUUCGAGUCCAGAAUGCACCCAAAGUCCGUACUUCUCUCGCAUUUGGUAGCUCUCGAUGCAGAAUAUGCAAUAACAAACUCAAUUACCCCAGAUUCGCCCAUAUUUAAGCUCCCUUACUAUAAUUUACCGGCCAUGAAUUAA